Anopheles funestus (African malaria mosquito) is the source of this 687-nucleotide messenger RNA. Its product is annotated as myb-like protein AA. The transcript has 2 exons. The coding region runs from base 1 to 687 and encodes 228 amino acids. Lineage: Eukaryota; Metazoa; Arthropoda; Insecta; Diptera; Culicidae. The record is from RefSeq and is a predicted model, not a curated record.
AUGGCGGUCCAAGACGUGGGACAUCAUGGGCUGCAUUAUCAGCAGCAGCAGCCACGACAGCAGGGACAACAGCAACAGCAGCAGUAUCAUCAGCAGCUUCAGCAGACGCAGUGUCACCGGUCCGAACCGCAACAGCGACAGCGGCUUCAGCUGCAACAACAGCAGCAACACCGGUCGAAGCGGCGAGUGGUCCGUGUCGACCGUAUAGACAUUGCUCCGGCAGAUGGGGUAACCUGGACGAACAGCAUCGCCCUGCCCAGUAUUGUGGAUGUGUCGUUUGUAAGCACAUCUAUUGCGUGUCCGGACGCGUGGGCUGUGGCUUCCGACACAUCGAUGCGGUUCUACUCAGUAUCCGACCACCGGUACAUUCUUUUCACUGACGGUCCGCCAACUUCGCAGCAGCAGGGAGACCAUCGGCAGCAGCAGCAGCGUGGUCGUCAGCAGAGGCAUGAGUCGUCUUUACAUCACGCCGGUCGGAGGUGGAAGAGCACCCAGUUUACAACUGAGGCAUUCCGGGUCGCUCUCAAGGCGGCAGGAUUCCCGCAGCGAGCAGUCCGCCAUGAGGGGAUGGUCGAUGCUGUGUUAGAGACCGACCGGGUGGAGUUGGAUCGCAUCGUCAGUGAUCUAUUUCCGACUCAUCAGCCUGCUGACUGGCCGGAGGUCUUGGUGGCCAGCGGCGAGGGAUAG